CCAAUAAUCCAUUACUUCCGUCCCUUUAUCUGUAUGUAAAAUUAUAGCCUGAUCGAUUCGCCCCUCCUCUCUACAGUCUAAUCGUAUUUCGUUUCGUUUGAUGUUUUCAAGAAUUUGUUACCUUUAGAUUGAAGAUUCCGGAGAUAUCCGACAUCGGUUAAGCAAUAUGGAUCCAAUGGACAUUGUUGGAAAGACAAAAGAAGACGCUUCACUUCCCAAAGCUACCAUGACUAAGAUUAUCAAGGAGAUGCUGCCGCCUGAUGUUCGUGUAGCAAGAGAUGCUCAAGAUCUUCUAAUUGAAUGUUGUGUAGAGUUUAUAAACCUCAUAUCAUCAGAGUCCAAUGAAGUCUGUAACAGAGAUGAUAGAAGAACAAUCGCACCAGAGCAUGUACUGAAGGCUUUAGAGGUUCUGGGCUUUGGGGAUUACAUUGAAGAUGUUUAUGCUGCCUAUGAGCAACACAGGCUUGAAACAAUGCAAGAUACGCUAAAAAGUGGAAAAUAUAACAACGGUGCAGAAAUGACAGAGGAAGAAGCAUUGGCUGAGCAACAGAGGAUGUUUGCAGAGGCACGAGCAAGAAUGAACAGUGGUGUGGCAAUCCCUAAACAAUCAGUAGAAGCAGAAGCUGCUGUUGUCCCUCAACAACAAACAGAUGAUGCUGCCCUAGCGGUCCUAGCUGCCUCAAAUGCUGCCCCAAAUGUUGUAGAAGAAACAAAGGAAAGCUUGUUUUAGCUUAUAACCAGCCCCGACUCUCAUGCAACCUGUUGAAUAAUAUGAUUAGGCUAGGAUCUAAUUAGUCUACCUUAGACUGUUGUUUAAUUAAAUGCACAUAUUCCAUUCUCUUACAUGUGUAAAUGAGAAAGCUGUUUGUUAUUACCACUCAGCUAUUGGUGUUUAAUUUCUAUCUUGCAUUUGAAUGAUGGUGUUAUUUUAUAUAAUUGGUUUAAAUGUCACAUGUUGUUUUGGAUAACU
Molecule: messenger RNA, 970 nt
Organism: Impatiens glandulifera
Lineage: Eukaryota; Viridiplantae; Streptophyta; Magnoliopsida; Ericales; Balsaminaceae
Product: protein Dr1 homolog
Exons: 6
Coding region: 167-730 (187 amino acids)
Molecular function (GO): protein heterodimerization activity
Source: RefSeq, a predicted model, not a curated record